GUAAAAACAAUAAACUUGAUAGAAAAAUUUUCUAUUCAAAAUCCCUUCAUGUAAAAAAGGGGGUGGGUUUAGAAUAGUAUAAAAAGUAAUUAUCCUUUUUUAAAGAUACAUUUACAUAUUUAUCCUCCAUUUAUUUGAUCCUAUUACAAAAACCUCUUUAUUUAUUAUCCUUGCUAUUAUUCUUACCAACAAAGCAACAACCUCCUCCAUUCCAACAUAUCCUUUCUUUUCGCAAUGUCUGUCCAUAGCAUUAAAGAAAAAAAUGACUGUGUCGACCCGCCGACCAAGCCAAUUCUCACUUGGAGUAACCUCAACUAUGACGUCAAAACUAAGCAACACGGAGUGCGUCGAAUCCUGCACAACCUCAGCGGCAGCAUCUACCCGGGCGAGCUCGUAGCCAUCAUGGGAUCAUCCGGAGCAGGCAAAACCACACUCCUCAACAUUCUCUCCGGCCGUGUCCAAGGCGGCCGCCUUCACGGCGACAUUAAAUUCAACAACACCAAGCGCAACCCGCACACAUUUAAGCGGCUUCUAGCCUACGUCGAGCAAGACGACCUUAUGUUCCCGCAGCUCACCGUCGAUGAAACACUGACUGCAUCGGUGGAUUUGCGACUCUCCAAUGAGAAAUACACGCCCGAGAUGAAGCGUGAUCGCGUGAACACGGUUAUGCGCCAAUUGCGGCUGACGCAUGUCGCAGGAUCUAAGAUCGGAGGGUCCGGGGAGCGCGGAGUUUCGGGUGGCGAGCGCAAGCGCGUGAGUAUUGGCUUAGAGUUGGUCACAGAUCCGUCCAUUUUGGUCUUGGAUGAGCCGUCCUCGGGGCUGGACUCGUCGUCAGCCGAGAUGGUUGUUAGUCUGACCAAGGAAAUGUCCAGGGAGCGCAACCUCUGCACACUGAUGACCAUCCAUCAGCCGAGCGCCGAGAUGGUGGCCAAGUUCGAUAAACUCAUACUCUUAUCCCAGGGCAAACUGGUGUACAUGGGCCCGGUUGACAAAGUGCUGUCGUACUUUGAACGCCUUGGGUUCCCGUCAACUAACUCCAACCCGGCUAACUUUUUCAUCGAUCUGACUACCGUUGAUUUUUCAUCAGACGAGGCCAUGCGCAAGAGCGAGCAGCACAUCCAGGCGCUGGCAGACUCCUUUGCAGCGUAUCGUGGGAGUGAGGGUGAAGAUCAGCUAUCCAGUGAGCUGGUUUCUGAGCGAUCAUCGCUUUCGGCAAGCGCCGAAACAACUUUCAGUAAUAGCCACCGGGACAUAGACAUUACGCACGAAGUAGCUGCCCUGGUUCUCUACGAACCCGCGCCAAUGAAUAACUGGCUGAGCGAAUUAUUCGUUCUGCUCCGUCGCGACUGGACACUCUGCGUCCGCAACAGAUCCCUAGUAAUGGGUCUGGUACUGCAAGCUGUCGCGAUGAUGAUUUUCCUGGGCUUUGUCUUCUUCCAGUUAAAGACCGACCAGGCCUCUGUGCAGAACCGCAUUGGCGCCCUGUUCUCCCUCACUGUCUGUUGCACCUUCCAGGUGAUCAUCCCCGUGAUGACAGUCAUUAUGGCCGGCCGCAACGUCCUUCUGCGUGAGCGUUCCGGGGGAACAUACCGGAUGACCAGCUUUUUUUUUGCCAAGUCGCUGAGUUUCUUCCCCCUCGUGUACCUGCCGUAUAUUGUCAUGUACACGGGUGUUUACUUUAUCGCUCAUUUGCAAUACGACGCGGCCAAAUUCUUUAUCGGUAUGGCCAAUAUGUUUUCCAUUCUCUUUGCCGCUCUCGGCUUUGCCUUUGCCAUGGGUAUGGUUGUCAAGAGCAUGGAGGUUGCUCAUAUUAUUACGCCCGUGUCGUUGUCCGUGUUAAUGUUGUUUGCCGGUAAUUUGUCCAACGCCAAGGCAAUUACCCCUGUAUUGAGGUGGAUUAAAUACCUGUGUAUUUAUUACUAUGCGUAUUCUGGGUUUGUGCAGAAUGAGUUUGGCGGGUUGGAGUUUAGCUGCGAGGAGGGGGCAGCUGUUUGUUACAAAAGUGGGAGGGAUGUCAUUGAGAUGUAUGGUCUGAAUGAAUUGCCUAUUUGGCUCUGCAUUGUGCUUAAUUUGAUCAUUGGCGUUGGGUCUUAUGCUGCCGCUUACUGCAUGUUGCGCUGGUUGGCUAAACCGCGGUACUUGUGGAUAUAGACUUUUAUUUCAUCUAUAUGUUAUAAAGGGCUAUAAAUCAAAAAGGAUAUUUAUUUCUUCCAAGAACAAUUUCUGGCUGCCCGAUAGCCACACCUUUUAUAUGUUCUCCUUGGAAUAUAAAUAAACUAUAAUAAAA
This is a messenger RNA of Kickxella alabastrina, 2287 nucleotides long. RefSeq names its product P-loop containing nucleoside triphosphate hydrolase protein. The transcript has a single exon. NCBI's taxonomy places the organism in Eukaryota, Fungi, Kickxellomycota, Kickxellomycetes, Kickxellales, Kickxellaceae. Bases 235 to 2151 code for a protein of 638 amino acids. Gene Ontology annotation, molecular function: ABC-type transporter activity; ATP binding; ATP hydrolysis activity. Gene Ontology annotation, cellular component: membrane. The record is from RefSeq and is a predicted model, not a curated record.